GAGUAGGGAGAGUGUCUACCCUACUCGUCGUGAAUACGGUGACAAUUGUAUGCCCUUCUUCACGCAUCGUAAGGAGUCUGGUUAUGUAUUCAGAUGCAGUUAUACGUGUUUGGCGGCAGCUGGCACCUGUUUUGUGGUCAAGUAUGGGUGUCUUGGUAAACAGAGCUAACGCAGUUGGUUGGGCUUUUCGGAUUUUAUACCACUAAAAGCUGGAAGUCUACCUAGCUAACGUUAGAUCUGGCUACUUCCAAUGGAUGCAAUUCGAAGAAUCAGAGUUCAGGCGAAAGGAAACUUUUCCUUCGACAGAUUUGACGUUUUUAAACGGCAGGGGUUAAACAUUUGGUUCGUCGUUCCUGUAGUCUACUACGUAUGAGGUGGCUGUUCAGGGCUGACUUGUGAAAGCGUCAGGAGAGAGCGUGAUGGAGGACGCAGCCUGUCAGCUUGAGAGAGACCAUGUGCACAAUGUUUAUGAGAAGAUUGCGCCUUUCUUCAAUGACAGCCGUUACAAAGCAUGGCCUAAAGUGCGCAAGUUUCUUCUGGAGCAGGAGCCGGGUAGCAUUGUGGCCGAUGUGGGGUGUGGUAAUGGCAAGUAUCUCCACAUCAAUGAAAAUGUCUUCAAGUUGGGGUGUGACAUAUGCCGCCCACUUGUGGAAUCUGCCUGGAACCAAGGACAUGAGGUCCAGCUCUGCGACAGCUUGCGCCUUCCUUACCGUGAUGGCUGUUUUGAUGCCAUUCUCUCCAUAGCAGUCAUACAUCACUUUUCCACCAAAGAGCGGCGAAUUCGAGCAAUAAAGGAGAUGGCUCGUACACUACGGAUGGGAGGGCGCAUGAUGAUCUACGUGUGGGCCAUGGAGCAGAAGACACGGAAGUUUGAGAAGCAGGACAUCUUUGUCCCCUGGAACCCCAACCUGCCCUGCUGUCCAAAUUGUGACCAAACCCUCAGCAGGUACAGAGCUCAGGGAGAGGGCUUGCAAGGUGAUGGCACUGACAAGCACAGGAAAGUGAAGAGCACAUCCUCCAUGUUGGAGUCUCCCGAUUCCACCCAACCUCGGACACAGAGACUAUGGUUUUUCUCCAGGUCUUUAGACUCAGUAUUGGACUUCGGAAGCCCUACCGUUUCUCGGUCCAGUUCACGAGAGCUCCAUGCAGAGUGUCCCCCAGCUGAGGAGAAGGAUGGCAGUGGGGCCAGGUCGGUCUCAUGGGGCAGAGGAGGAAACUUCAUACAGCAGGUCUCUAGUCUCUUCUCCUCAAGGAGCAGCCUAGAGGAAGACAUCUUCGGUUCUGUCACAGAUCUCUGUGCAGGUCAAAGGCCAAAAGAAAAGAGUAAUGGUGGUUCUGCUAUGACACAAUCAGUCUCUUUAGUCCAAGAGUGUUCAUCCAUGCCACUGCCUGAUCUAGUGUCUUACCAAAAGGAUAUGCAGUUAGAGGAACGAGAAAGAGCUGGCAACCAAUGUCAAGAGAGCAGACAUCCCCUGCAGAAACUGGAGGACGGUACAAGGUGUGUGGAGACAUGUUGUGAGUCAGAGGGAAGCGAGAAGUUUAUGCGUUACUACCACGUCUUCAGACAUGGGGAACUGACUGAGCUGAUUGAAAAUAAUAUAGAGGAGCUUCAUGUUAUGCAGACCUGCUUGGACCACGCAAACUGGUGUGUGGUUGCAGAGAAGGUGAAAGCUUGCAAAAAUAAACCAUUUUAAAAUGUUUUAUUGAUGAGAGUUCCAGCUCUGGAUUUUGUAGUGUUUUCAGUCUUGCCACUCUCAGAUCAGCCUCAAGUGGCAAUGGAAUUGGAAUGAUGAAAAUGAACUGUUUUAAGACUUUUUAAUGCUGCUAAAAGAUGGAAGUCCUUAUACACAGAAGUCUUGCCUAAUAAAUUAAACUGAGUUUGAAACAGUUCAAUGUGAUUCUAUUGAUCUUUCCAGCUUGUUAUUGUGUAGUUGACACUGUCCUUUGCUCUGCCUGCCUGCUGACAACUGAAAUAGCACAUAUUAAUUGUUCAGCACAAACAUCAGAUAUUUUAGUGUUGAUUGUGAUCUGUCCUUCAUAAUAUCAGGAAUAUUAUCUGUAAUGUGUAUCGUGACAACGUGUGUGAGAUCAUCAAAAUGUUUACAUGUAUCAAAAGAUGAUGACAUCCAAACAAAUGUGAAAAGUGUAAUUUCUCUGGAUGUCACUGCUUCUUGGAUCUGUAGUUUCCAUUAAUACCUCACAUGCUGAGAAAAUAACAUGAUCUCAGUCUGUACAUUUGCAUAGUCUUGAUGUAAAUUUUUCAAGGUCAUGGAUCAACAAGAUUUAUAUUUUAUAUUGAUUCCAAGUGAAAUAAAUGUCCAGUAUUUCAUUCAUUAAA
Clupea harengus (Atlantic herring) is the source of this 2338-nucleotide messenger RNA. RefSeq names its product tRNA methyltransferase 9B (gene trmt9b). The record is from RefSeq and is a predicted model, not a curated record. NCBI's taxonomy places the organism in Eukaryota, Metazoa, Chordata, Actinopteri, Clupeiformes, Clupeidae. Gene Ontology annotation, cellular component: nucleus; cytoplasm. Gene Ontology annotation, biological process: tRNA methylation; tRNA wobble uridine modification. Gene Ontology annotation, molecular function: S-adenosylmethionine-dependent methyltransferase activity; tRNA binding; tRNA (5-carboxymethyluridine(34)-5-O)-methyltransferase activity.